AUGGCAGAUCAGAGCAAGAAUAACACUCCUGAGAUCUUCGAGCUCAACAAUGGAUCCAUGCAUGUCAAGAUCUCAAAUUAUGGCGCCACCAUCACCUCCUUGUCUGUCCCCGACAAGAACGGAAAAUUGGCUGAUAUAGUUCUCGGAUUCGACUCUGUGGAUCCAUAUGUGAAAGGGCUUGCACCCUACUUUGGGUGCAUAGUUGGCCGUGUAGCAAAUCGGAUCAAAGAGGGCAAGUUUAGUCUCAAUGGAGUUGACUACACUCUUCCCAUCAACAAGCCUCCCAACAGCCUCCACGGUGGUAACAAAGGUUUCGAUAAGAAGAUAUGGGACGUAGCAGGCCACAAGAAAGACGGUGAUAAACCUUUCAUCAUUUUCAAAUAUCACAGCGCCGAUGGAGAAGAAGGUUACCCCGGUGCGGUUGCUGUCACGGCGACAUACACUCUCACGUCAGCAACGACCAUGAGACUUGACAUGGAGGCAGUUCCGCAGAACAAAGACACUCCCAUCAGCUUAGCUCAGCAUACAUACUGGAACCUGGCUGGUCACGACUCAGGAAACAUUCUUGAUCAUAAGAUCCAGAUUUGGGGGUCCCAUGUCACUCCUGUGGAUCAGUUCACAGUUCCUACAGGGGAAAUUUUACCGGUUAAAGGAACUCCUUUUGAUUUCACCGAGGAGAAACGUAUAGGCGAGUCGAUUGGAGAGGUGGGUUUAGGAUACGACCACAACUAUGUGUUGGACUGUCCUGAUCAAGAGAAGGAGGGGCUGAAACACGCAGCGAAGCUAAGAGAUGGUGGGAGCUCGAGGGUACUUGACUUGUGGACUAAUGCUCCGGGGGUGCAGUUUUAUACGGGGAACUAUGUGAACGGAGUGGUUGGGAAAGGGAAUGCGGUUUAUGGGAAGCAUGCAGGUGUGUGCCUUGAAACGCAAGGCUUCCCGAACGCGAUUAACCAGUUGAAUUUUCCGUCUGUUGUGGUUAAGGCUGGUGAGAAGUACAAGCACACUAUGUUGUUUGAGUUUUCAGCUUGA
This is a messenger RNA of Eruca vesicaria subsp. sativa (arugula), 1029 nucleotides long. The record is from the annotation of a GenBank genome assembly. Lineage: Eukaryota; Viridiplantae; Streptophyta; Magnoliopsida; Brassicales; Brassicaceae.